CCCCGCAGCGAGAGAGUAAAAAGGGACGUCCUAUGGGUCAAGUGCAGACCAGCCGGGGAUGACACAUCGAGGGGAUGGAAAGAAUUAAUGGAGGAAGCGGUAAACCGGUUGCGGGUGGCUCAUCCGCAGCGGAAUGUGUACUUGAUUCUGGCGGUUGGGACACGGUGGAUGGUGUUUGAGUGGGCUCCUGUAGGCUCUCAUGGGAUUUAUGGGCAUGGAGAUGGUCACGGUCAUGGUGAAGGGGGGAAGCAGCUUCACAUCAGGGCGGGCAGUGAUGGUGACGGGGAUAGUGACACAGCAGGUUGGCCGGUUCACCCUUAUAUCCGGCCUGUUCCGGGCCUCGGUGAGGUGCCGUACUUGGCUUCGUCUUUGGAUUCAGAUGGAGGGAUGCUUGAUCAGAUCGACACGGCAAUGGCGUAUUCGCUGGACUUUUGGACAUUGGACCCCGAAACACAGCAACCGGCAAACUUGGCCGCGUUGCAGACGCUGGAGGGGUGUUUGGGCCAUAUUCGAGCCGCGGAGUACGGGGGUGGGCCGAAUCCGAGUUAUUUCCACUAG
Molecule: messenger RNA, 558 nt
Organism: Dichotomopilus funicola
Lineage: Eukaryota; Fungi; Ascomycota; Sordariomycetes; Sordariales; Chaetomiaceae
Exons: 1
Source: RefSeq, a predicted model, not a curated record